Cladocopium goreaui is the source of this 270-nucleotide messenger RNA. Lineage: Eukaryota; Dinophyceae; Suessiales; Symbiodiniaceae. The record is from the annotation of a GenBank genome assembly.
AUGUGGGGCCUUAAGCGAAGCGAGGCAACUGUGCCACGGCCGGACCCACCAGACAGCCAGGAGCCUUCGAUAAGCCCGCCACUCCUUCUCCAGGAAACCUUGGACCCAGACAUGGAAGCGUGGCUCACUGAACAUCAGCUGGGCGUGCUGAAGAAUACAUUGGCCUGGCAUGGCUACGUAAGCCUUGGCCUUUUGAAGGACCUCAAUACAGAAGAGGUUGAGGCUGGCAUCUGCGAUCGUGUGGGAUAUUCCUUCGUCACACCUGUUUAG